Molecule: messenger RNA, 2524 nt
Organism: Seriola dumerili (greater amberjack)
Lineage: Eukaryota; Metazoa; Chordata; Actinopteri; Carangiformes; Carangidae
Product: outer dense fiber protein 2-like
Exons: 17
Coding region: 107-2359 (750 amino acids)
Biological process (GO): regulation of cilium assembly
Cellular component (GO): centrosome
Source: RefSeq, a predicted model, not a curated record
UGUAACUUAGCAUGCUAAUAAUGUGAUGUCCGGCUUAAAUACUCGUCCGGUUCGGUUUCAUUUAUCUCGAGACGCGGUCUGAAUGUUGUUGUAACGUCUCGAAAGAAUGAAAACCCGGGAUUCAUCACCACCGCAGCCGCCGCCGCUGUCGACGCCACCGGUUCAUGUCCACGUACCGGAGACCACACCUGUACAUGUUCAUAUGAGAAGGAGUCCCAGCAAGACCCCACAGAACAGGGCAAAAGAUGUCCAGGUGAAGGGAGAGGGAGGGAGGCCAAAGGCCCGGUCGCCGUGGAUUCCUCCUGGAAGACUGUCCUGCCGAAGAGAUGCGGGCUCAUACAAGUGCCAGAGGAGCCGAGUGCAGCGUCAGUCAGGACAUCAGCGUGAUGGAGAAGAGCAGGAAGAAGAGGCGGCUGCCGUAUCCAACAGCCUCAGCAUCCUACUCCAAGAGCAGGAAGGCAUCCGUCGUUCAAAGAAGUCAGAUUCCAGGGGUCAACACAGAGAGACGGACGUGCUCCUGAGGACGCUCGUAGAAGCAGAGAUCGACGGCGUAGCUGUAGCUAAUCAGCUGACAUCCCUGAAGGAAACUAUCGACAGCCUGGCGAAGGACAAGCGGCUGUCCAAGCUGCACGCAGCUUCACUGGGACGGCAGCAGGAGUUGUUGUUCGAGAAGAUAGAGAUGUUCGACAACACCAACCAGAGCCUUCGAGAGCUCCUCAGAGAGUGGAGUCAACACGAGAGAGAUUCACUGGUGCGGUCAGAACAGAAAGACGCCUUGAGGAAGAGACUGACCGACAGCGAAGCAGAGAACAUUCGACUCGUGGCCAAACUCACCCACAGGGAGAAAGAGGCGUCGAAGCUCGCCGAGCAUUUGGACUUUGAAAGGGACACGGUGAAGACGACGGAGGAGCUUUCGAGAAUCCUGGAGUCAACGCGCGACCAUCUGGAGUCUCAGCUGAGCCGAGCAGAAGCCGAGAAGACCCAGCUGGCUGCUCAGAUUCAGAGGAUGCAGCAGAGCCAGGAGCAGCAGCAGGAGAAGCUCCAGACUCUGCAGGAGGAGCUGCAGACUCAGAGGCGGCAGCGGGGCGAGGAGGAGGGGGAGCAGGGGAGGAGAGACCGGGAAGCUCUGACCCUGCUGACCCAGCAGGCCGAGCGUGCCGAGGAGUCCGCCAGAGAGCGAGCGGAGAAACUGAAGGAGAAGGAAAUCCAGUUGGCUCAAGCUCUGUCCACAUCCAGUGACUGGUGCCUCCGACACUCUAAAGAAGCAGCUGCCAAAGCGCAGCUGGAGGAGGAAGUCUCUGCUCUCAGAUUCCAGGCGACAGAGCUGAAUUCCCAGCUUCGCUCAGCGGAGGAGAAGAGCCGGGCGGAGAGGGAGGAGCUCAGGGAUCAGCUCCAACAUCUCAGCGCUGAAAACACCUCCACCAAGCUGGACAACCAGAGACUCAAGGGAGAGUUGGCGUCAUCCGAGGAGAAGCUCAGGGGGCUUCAGUCUGAAGCUCGUCAGAUGAAAUCAUCCAUCAAAAAGUAUGAAAACGUGGUGGAGAAAUACAAGAAGAAGGUCCAGCAGGCUCGUCUGGAGUCGGAGGAGCACUGCCUGAAGCUGGAGAUGACGCAGAGGGAGAUGCGGGAGGUGGAGACGAGCCUGGAGAGGGAGAAGGAGCAGGUGAGGAGGGAGCUGCUGGGUCGGCUCAGAGAGCUGGAGACGCUGCCCGACAGACUGAGGAGGACCGAGCAGCAGCUGCGAGACGCCCAGCAGGAGGCCGACGCCCACGAGAGGAGGAACGUGGAGCACAACUCCGCCCUCUCUGAAGUCAGACACAAGGUGGAGCAGCAAGGCGCUCAGCUGGAGACGUUUCAGCAGAGGAACCUGCUGCUGCAGGAGGAGAACAGCGUUCUCAAGGAGAAAAUUCACAACUUAGAGAGGAGGCUGGAGGACGUGAAGGUAGAAAACAGAGAAAUGUCUCAGGUUCUCAGCUCAAAGGAAGCAGGACUCCGCAGCGUUCAGCAGCAGCUGGAGGAGAAGACGUGUGAGUGCAGCGUCCUGUCCAGACAGCUGCAGCAAACACUGGACGACGCACAGAGACAGGUUGACGACAGCGUGCAGAAGGUUUUGGCCAAAGAGAGAGCGUCCCAGUCGAAAGCUUUGGACCUGCAGAGCCAGCUGAGCCGAGCCAAAACAGAGCUGAGUCAGCUGCAGCGAAGCAAGGAGGAGAUGGAGCGUCGUUUCAAGAGUCAGCUGCAGAACCUGAAGGACAGAUUGGAGCAGUCGGACUCUACAAACCGCAGUCUGCAGAACUACGUCCACUUUCUCAAAACCUCGUAUGGAAAUGUGUUUGGUGACUCUUUGCUUACAAGCUGACUGCAAGAUUCACCGACCUGACCAGCAUUUCAUCCCUCAGCAGUGUAGUAGAGCUAAAUUACAUUUAUUGAAUAUCUACUUUUAACUUAAGAGUUUUAUAUUAUCUAUGAAAUUAAUAAAGCUUUCUUUUUAUGAAAAUCUUUGUAAGGAUUGCUUGAUUUUAGU